AGGAGGGUUCUUUUUUCUGCAGCUCCUCUCCCUCCAGAGGAUCAUGUCUCAAGGCUUCUCCUCCUUUGGCAGCCCUUUGCAAAGGAGCUCUUCCUCUGAAGGGGCUCCUCAGGGACCAGAAGACGACGAAAGGAGAAUAAGAAGAAGAGAGAAGAACAGGGUGGCCGCACAGAGAAGCAGAAAGAAACAAACACAGAAAGCAGAUAAACUCCAUGAGGAAUAUGAGUGCCUGGAACAAGAAAAUACCUCCCUGAAAAGAGAGAUCAGCAAACUGACAGAUGAACUGAAACAUUUGAAUGAAGUGUUGAGGAACCAUGAAAAAGUCUGUCCUCUCUUACAUUGCUCUUUAAACUUUGGCUUGAUUCCCAGGCACGACGUCCUCAGUGGUCCCUUGCCGAGAUGAAACCUCCAGAAGUCCCUAAAGUGCUACUGAGAUGAGAGAGUGUUCAAGAUCUAUUGUCUUUCUCUUUCAUCGUGCUGCAUAAAACACAACAACCUCACAGCAAUAAGGACUUCAUCUUACAGUUGGGAGACUACUGACCAUCAGGAAGCCACCUUGAUAGUGAAAAAAAAUGAUGAGCUCUAAAAUUGUUGGAGGACCUUUGAACAGAACAGUCUGCAUUCCACAAAUUUUCAAUGUUUGCUCUUGUCCUGCGAAGAAUCCAAAGCAUAUAGCAGAAGCAAGAAUACAAAUAAUUUUCACCUCAUUUUAUUUUCUACCUAUACAACUGCCUAGUUCUCAUUGUUAAGAAAUAAGUUGGUGCUCAUGGAAAAGAGGAAGAAAAUGCUGCAGCUUUUGAAACCAAAAUGGAUUGUGAACUUAUAAAUCUGCAAUCAACAGGUUGUGCUUAGCAGUUUGAUUCCUUGUUCCCUGACAUUUCCCUUGUUGCUCUCUGCUUACACUCCACUCACAGCUAGAUGUCAAAUUCUGUGAAAACUCUAACACCG
Molecule: messenger RNA, 948 nt
Organism: Sceloporus undulatus (fence lizard)
Lineage: Eukaryota; Metazoa; Chordata; Lepidosauria; Squamata; Phrynosomatidae
Gene: BATF3
Product: basic leucine zipper ATF-like transcription factor 3
Exons: 3
Coding region: 44-403 (119 amino acids)
Biological process (GO): regulation of transcription by RNA polymerase II
Cellular component (GO): nucleus
Molecular function (GO): DNA-binding transcription factor activity, RNA polymerase II-specific; RNA polymerase II cis-regulatory region sequence-specific DNA binding
Source: RefSeq, a predicted model, not a curated record